UGUCCCCGCCCGGCCCCCGUCACUUGCCGUGCCGGCGCUCGCUCGCUCCCCGGUCCGGCAUGGCGGCGGAGCAGCCCCAGCCCGCGGGCUCCAAGCCGCUGAGCGGGCUGCUGAGCGGCAUCGCGCAGGCCGCGUACUACGGCCACGCGGGCGUCACCGAGGAGCUACUGCGGGGCCAGCUCUACCCCGAGGCGGCGCCGCACGAGUUCCGGGCCCUGCUGGCCAAGAUGAGCGGCGUCCUCAAGUCUGUAGCUUCAGCAGACAUGGAUUUGAACCAGCUGGAGGCCUUUCUUACUGCCCAAACCAAAAAGCAGGGAGGUAUCACAGCAGAUCAGGCUGCAGUCAUUGCAAAAUUUUGGAAAAACCACAGAACAAAAAUUCGAGAGAGUCUGAUAAAUCAAAGUCGGUGGGACAACACCUUGAAAAACAUGAACUGGAGAGUGGAUUUGAAAUCGCAGUCAAGACACAUCGACCAAAUAAACAUCCCUGUUGCAAUCGUUGAAAUGGAACUGGGGAAAGAUGGGCAGAGUCAAUUCUUUUUUUUCUUACAAGACUUUUUUUUUUUAUUUUAAAAAAACAGCAAGAAUGGGUGAUGUUAAUUACUGGCUGCAUGGCUGAGGACUUUAAAGGCAAAAAAGCUGGUCAUGCCAUGAAGGGAGAACAAUACUUCAUUGUAUUCUAUUGUAAUUUAGAGCCCAGCUUGGUUUAAGGUGGUCACAACUUCUUUCUGAGUUUCUGGAAUUUAGAGAGACAAGGUAGGUGAGGUAAUAUCGUUUAUUGGACCAACUUCUGUUGGUGAAAGAGUCAAACUUUUGAGCUUACACAGAGGUCUUCUUCAGGUCUGGGAAAGGUACUCAGAGUAUCACAGCUAAAUACAAGUUGGAACAGAUUGUUACACAUAAGGAGUUAACACGUUGCAAGAGACCAUUCAAGGUGAAGUGGGCAGUUAACACUUUAAUCUGUAAAACAAAGGAGAGCUAGCAGGUUACAGAUUGUUGUAGGUUUCAGAGUAACAGCUGUGUUAGUCUGUAUUUGCAAAAAGAAAAGGAGUACUUGUGGCACCUUAGAGACUAACCAAUUUAUUUGAGCAUAAGCUUUCAUGAACUACC
Chelonia mydas (Green sea turtle) is the source of this 1109-nucleotide messenger RNA. It is a transcript of the gene COMMD1, whose product is annotated as copper metabolism domain containing 1. The transcript has 3 exons. The record is from RefSeq and is a predicted model, not a curated record. Lineage: Eukaryota; Metazoa; Chordata; Testudines; Cheloniidae. Gene Ontology annotation, biological process: positive regulation of protein ubiquitination; copper ion homeostasis; negative regulation of protein localization to cell surface. Gene Ontology annotation, cellular component: endosome. Bases 60 to 572 code for a protein of 170 amino acids.